AUGAAUGACCGUUCUGUAUUGUACGUGAAUCCUGAGAAAUAUUGUAGAACCGUGCUACCAGCUAUCUUUGUGAAUAGGUACAAGUUAGAAAAUAUAAAACUGGCUACAGUUAACCUUGAAGAUGAUGAAUUUAAGAGAUUGUUUCCGUAUCAAAAAGUGCCAGUAAUAAGAACUGACAGUGGUAAGAGGUUGACAGAAGCCAUGGCUAUCAAUUACUAUCUUUUGAAGCUGUCCGGUAACGAAGAAGAAUGCAAAACGCUAUUAGGCCCACAAGAUGAUCCAUGGACACAAGCAGAAAUUAUUAGAUGGCAAUCUUUUGCAAAUGGAGAUUUUCUAAAUGAAAUGAACAAUUACGCAAAACCACUUGUGGGAUUACAAGCUUUUGAUGCGAAGGCAAUAGUAGAGGCUAAAAAAAGGGUAGACACAAUGGUACCAAUAUUUGAAGAUCAUCUUUCUAAACACAGAUAUUUAGUUAAUGAAAAUAUCACUCUAGCAGACUUGACCGCGGCUACAAGUUUCUCAUUCGGUUUCACAUUUGUACUGGAUAAGGAGUGGAGACAAGAGCAUCCUUCAAUUGUGAACUGGUUUAAUGAAGUGAUAAAUGGUGAUAUUUUGCGCGAUUUUUACCAAGACUUUGUGUUUGUAGAAAAGAAACCACACAUACCACAAUAA
This is a messenger RNA of Maudiozyma saulgeensis, 672 nucleotides long. NCBI's taxonomy places the organism in Eukaryota, Fungi, Ascomycota, Saccharomycetes, Saccharomycetales, Saccharomycetaceae. The record is from the annotation of a GenBank genome assembly.